GUGCGCGUGCGUGUGUGUGUGUUCGUGUACUUCCGGUUAUUCCCGUAGUUCCGAACUGUAGCUUUAGCCGUCAGUUGAAUUCGCCGUUCCGAAUUUUUUGGAAUUUAAGCGUCUCCAAUGCGGUUCCGGUGUCUCCGAUCACCCACGCCAGCACCUCGGCAGUUUAGUCGCGAAGCGGACUUGCUCGACUUGUUUCCGUCGCUACGUGGAGCUAACAAGGGCUAAGCUAAAAUAAGCUAAGCGUGCUAGCCAACGAGCCUGCGUUUGACUGAAUUUGCUCGUCCGUUUCAGUCUUUCGGUGAAAGCAUCGAGAGGAAAUCUCAAGCAUGGAAUCCAACGGUAGCUGUCACUAACAGACCGAAGACGACGCGAAGAGUGUAACUUGAAGCCAUGCCAACCUAGAAUCAGCCUCUGCAGUACCCCACCCCCCACCCCCUACCCCUCCCCCGUUGAGCGACCAUGUCUGAGAACCAGCCCAACAACAAUGUCCCACCAAACAACAACAACAACAUGGGGCCCAACAGGAUCCGGAACCCCAACAUCAACCAGAACCCCCUCAUCAACGUUCGAGACCGCCUCUUCCACGCGCUCUUUUUCAAGAUGGCUGUCACUUAUGCCCGCCUCUUCCCGCCAUCGUUCAGGAGGGUCUUUGAGUUCUUCGUGCUGCUCAAGGCGCUCUUCGUCCUCUUCAUCCUGGCCUACAUCCACAUCGCCUUCUCUCGCUCGCCCAUCAACUGUCUGGAGGGCGUGAGGGAGCGCUGGCCUCGUGACGGCAUCCUGCGCGUGGAGAUCCAGAGGAACUCCAGCCGGCCGCCCGUCUUCCUGCAGUUCUACGACUCGCAGGAGGGCGGAGGAGGAGGAGGAGGACCCGUCGCCGGGCUCAGUCUGGCAGCGCUGCAAGAGGAAGAGGAGGACGAAGAGGAAGAGAUGACGCUGGACACCUUUGACAACAGCUCGGUGCAGUUUGAACUGGACACGGAGCCCCAUCUGAAGCUGCCCGGGAUCGGACAAGCGGGCGAGGGUGCGGCGGGAGGCGGGGCCAACGACAGUCGGGACCUUUCCUUCAGUCACAUGGCUAAAGGUAGGCGGCGGCGGUGGCGUAACGGGCCGCCGCAGCCCGCCGCCGCUCGUCGUGACGCGCGCUGCUUUCAUCUUGCAGCCUGGCCUCAGGAGGAGUACAUGGUGGAAUAUUCUCUGGAGUACGGCUUCCUGCGUCUGUCUCACAGCACGCGGCAGAGACUCAACAUCCCCGUCAUGGUCGUCACCCUGGAUCCCACCAAGGACGAGUGUUUCGGCGACGGCUUCAGUCGCUUCCUGCUGGACGAGUUUUUAGGCUACGAUGACAUUCUGAUGUCCAGCGUCAAAGCGCUCGCAGAGAACGAGGAGAACAAAGGUUUCCUCAGGAACGUGGUCUCCGGAGAGCAUUACCGCUUUGUCAGCAUGUGGAUGGCCAGAACCUCCUACCUGGCCGCAUUUGUCAUCAUGGUUAUCUUCACGCUGUCGGUGUCCAUGCUGCUCAGGUAUUCUCACCACCAGAUCUUCGUCUUCAUUGUGGACCUCCUUCAGAUGUUGGAGAUGAACAUGACCAUCGCCUUUCCGGCCGCCCCCCUUCUCACCGUGAUCCUCGCCCUCGUCGGUAUGGAGGCCAUCAUGUCGGAAUUUUUCAACGACACCACCACGGCCUUUUACAUCAUCCUCAUUGUGUGGUUGGCUGAUCAGUACGACGCCAUCUGCUGCCACACCAACACCAGCAAGCGCCAUUGGCUGAGGUUCUUCUAUUUGUAUCACUUUGCCUUCUACGCUUAUCAUUACCGCUUCAAUGGUCAGUACAGCAGCCUGGCGCUGGUCACUUCCUGGCUCUUCAUCCAGCACUCCAUGAUCUACUUUUUCCACCACUACGAGCUGCCCGCCAUCUUGCAGCAGAUCCGCAUCCAGGAGAUGCUGCUGCACAACCAGCAGGCGAGUCACACCAACCAGACGGCGCUGCAGGACAGCCUCAACAACAACAACGCCACCGCCGGGCCUCAGCCACCGGCGGAGCCCGCCGCCGCCGCCGCCGCCAUCGUUCUCCAGCCGCCGCCUGAAAGUCCGGCGCCGUCCUCUGCCGGCGAAGUGCGCUCGGAGCUCAACUGGGUGGCACAGACGGCCGCCAUCAUUACGGAGGCCCUGGCGUCCUCCGGCCAGGAGGGGGCGGCCGACGUCGGCGAUGCAGCUGAGUUCUGGAUGGCGGAAAGAGGGGCCGGAGGCGGCCGGGAGGGAGCCGCCGCCGGCGAAGAAAGUCGGCCUUCGGAUGACGCGAGUGCCGCCGCCUCGCCAUCCCAAACCGACUGCGGAGCGCAACGCAGCUCCUCCCGCACGUCUUGAGGCGGAAGCGAGAAGACGCUUGUCGCAGUCAUGCCAAAUAAUGGGUCACCCGUUGCAGGCUGGGGACGAUUCAUUGAAAUAUGAGCAUCAAUAAACUGAGGGGAGGAACGCCUUGAAAUGGUCAAAGGUCAACGUGAUGCGCAGUCAUCACGGGACGUGCUUUUAGUUGGAACUUGAUUGUGAGACAGUGGGCGUGGCCACUUCACUUGUUUCCCACCAAAUGACGUCUCAAAGCGCUGUUGAAAUUGGAUUCAA
Molecule: messenger RNA, 2619 nt
Organism: Hippocampus zosterae (dwarf seahorse)
Lineage: Eukaryota; Metazoa; Chordata; Actinopteri; Syngnathiformes; Syngnathidae
Gene: tmem259
Product: transmembrane protein 259
Exons: 11
Coding region: 460-2364 (634 amino acids)
Biological process (GO): positive regulation of ERAD pathway; response to endoplasmic reticulum stress
Cellular component (GO): endoplasmic reticulum
Source: RefSeq, a predicted model, not a curated record